AUGGACGACGAGCACGGCGACGACGACGGGCAGGAGGUGCAUGGUGCAGACCCAACAAGCCAAGGGGGAGGCAGUGAUGCGGAAUUCACACACUCGGACACAUGGAGACGCGGGCAGCCAUGGGCGUCCAGCUCAUUGCCCGUGGAACACCUUUGCCAUCAGUCGUCUGUGGCCUUUGGCGAGGAUCUCCUGCGCAACAGCCACGACACGGUCAACGAAAACAUCUUUGCGGAUUGGUGCUGGGGGACGCGACCACGGGCUGGAAAACGACGGGCCCAAGAGGGCUCCUCAGUGCCGAGGGGCAGCGACUCUGGCUUCGGGUCGCCAAGGGGGUCUCCGAGAGGGUCUCUUGCGUCCACGUCGAGUGACGAGGUCGAUGCCGGGCAUGAGCUGGCGACGCUUGGAUUCGGAAUGGGAUUGGGAUUCGGAUUCGGAUCGCGCAACCAGGCGGCGUGGAGAGGCAGACACGGGGUUUCGUCGUCGACGGCCUGGCCAGUGCUGAGGACGCGGACGCGGACGGGCUCCGUGGACCCCGACGUGGCCUCUACCUGUCGGGCCCUGUCCCUGCAGUACCUGGGCGCGGCCAUGGACAUGCACGACCGCAAGCCGCUGGCCACCAUGGUAGGGCCGCGGCGGGAGAAGUUGACGGAACAGCAAAAGCGGCGGAACCACAUCCUCCACGAGAAGAAGCGGCGUGCGCUCAUCAAGGACGGAUUCAACGACCUGCUCGACAUGGUUCCAGACGUCAAGGAUCGGGGGCUCAGCAAGUCGGCGAUUCUCUUCAAGACGGCGGAUUGGCUGGGCAGUUUGGUGUGCGAGAACGAGGCGCUGCGUGCGCGGGCAAGGGCCCUUGACGGCAGUGGCAGAGGCAGUGGCAGUGGCAGUGGCACAGCUGGCCAUCAGCCGUGA
Metarhizium album ARSEF 1941 is the source of this 909-nucleotide messenger RNA. Its product is annotated as Helix-loop-helix DNA-binding protein. Gene Ontology annotation, biological process: regulation of transcription by RNA polymerase II. Lineage: Eukaryota; Fungi; Ascomycota; Sordariomycetes; Hypocreales; Clavicipitaceae. The transcript has a single exon. Gene Ontology annotation, molecular function: protein dimerization activity; RNA polymerase II cis-regulatory region sequence-specific DNA binding; DNA-binding transcription factor activity, RNA polymerase II-specific. The coding region runs from base 1 to 909 and encodes 302 amino acids. The record is from RefSeq and is a predicted model, not a curated record.